GUCUGGUUUCCGGCAAAAAGUCAAUAAAAUAACGAUCUUUCGGCCGUUUUGUUGCAGACUUCAGCCAACAUCAGAUUUACUUCACAUGCUGAUUAUUAUAGCAGUGCCUACUAUUCCCGGAACGAUCAAAGAUGAAUGCAUCGACGAUUGUGGUUGCCUUCCUGAUGUUAGGCCUCCUGGUGGCGCCAUCUAGAGCCUGGCCGAACUGGUGGGACCGCACAAGGGAAGCCUUCCAGGGAGCUCAGGAUAUGCACCGAGCUUACAAUGACAUGCGUGAAGCCAACUGGAGGAAUUCAGACAAGUACUUCCAUGCACGAGGAAACUACGAUGCCGCACAGCGAGGACCCGGAGGAGCUUGGGCAGCUCGCGUCAUCAGCAAUGCACGUGAAAAUUAUCAAUCUGGCCUCAGCGGUCAAGGACCCCAGGAUACUGCAGCUGAUCAGGCGGCUAACCAAUGGGGGCGCAGCGGUGGAGACCCCAACGUAUAUCGUCCAGCAGGACUCCCUGAUCGAUACUAACCUGCAUGGCUUCAAAUAAACUGAAGAAGAGUUGAUACAUCUGCGAGCCGACACCCCUGUACCGGCAUGCAGCGAUUCAAAUCGCUCGUAGUUCAUCGAUCCUUGCUCAACUCGCAAUAACUAUAACUUUUGUUUAACAUUAGCAUACCCUACAUAUUUGAGAUUUUCAAAUACACACUCUGUUUUCGUUUGAAGGGCAUCUUAUUCUCUGUAAUGAAGGUUUUUUUUAUUUAGUUCAUUAAAAAAAUGGUCAAUAGCUUUAAUUAAUUAAUAACGAAUCCACAAGAAAACAUAAUGAAUGCUCGUAACGUAUGUUAAUUUAUGUUUUGUAGAAAGCUGGUCUAGAAUGAAAUUAAAAUAAGAUAUAUUUGUCCCC
Lytechinus variegatus (green sea urchin) is the source of this 894-nucleotide messenger RNA. RefSeq names its product serum amyloid A-5 protein-like. The coding region runs from base 132 to 518 and encodes 128 amino acids. The record is from RefSeq and is a predicted model, not a curated record. NCBI's taxonomy places the organism in Eukaryota, Metazoa, Echinodermata, Echinoidea, Temnopleuroida, Toxopneustidae. The transcript has 4 exons. Gene Ontology annotation, cellular component: extracellular region.